CACCGCGAUGUUUUGAGUUAGUUCGUGGGGAGGGGCGCGGUGGUCUUCAUGUGAAGCGGGGGAGCCGUGAGCGCGUGUGUCGGUUCGUAGGAAAGCUUGUUUGUUAUGCCGGUUUAUCCAUAAAAACCGGAGCGACGUUUCCGGCGGGCGGGAUUCGCCGGUCGUCAGGGCAGCAGCACGGAACAACCACGGGUGCACGGAGUUACCGCACCAGGAAACAACCACGUACUUUUUCCCUCAAGAUUCUUAUUCCAGGAGGAGUGUUGUACUACUAGUAUUUCCACACACAGGAACCAGAGAUGGAUGUAGUACGUUACCUUCAGUUCGGGUUGUUUAUAUUCUGUACGGGGACGGUGCACCUACCGACCGUAUCGAGUCUGAUCGACCCUCGGUUGGACUGGCACACCCCGUCCGAGCAGGACCUGCGCCAGGUCCGGUGGGCCAUGGCGGCGUACCACUACCUGCACAACCUGGCCUGCGACGCCGUGUUCUUCACCACGGAGCGGGAGUGCCGGACGCUGGUCUCCAUCCCGCGCUCCUCCGUCCACCUGUACAUGACCGAGCCGGCCGAGCGAGGCAGCGGCGGCUACCUGGCCGUCCUCCCCGACGGCGGGCUGGCCCGGGCCGGUCGCCACGACGCCGUCAUCGCGCUGGAUCCGUACCCCAAGGCGAGCUUCGGGCAUCUCGUGCUGGUGUUCUACCUAGACACGAACGUCGCUGCCGCCAAAUGUGCGAGUCAGAGUGGAGUAUACCUCGGAGACAGGGAAUGUUUGACGCUAUCGCUGAAGAACAGAUGCAGAAACGCCCUGCAGCGGAACCUGCGGAGAAGAAACUUCGCCCGGCGGUGCGAGAUCAACUUCCUCCCGAAGGUCCGGCUCGUGAACGACCCGGAGAAAAAGCAGCAACUCCGCUGCCUGGACCACAUCGACGGCUUCGCGCCCUGCCCUCCCCAAUCCGGCGUGGAUCGCUACGAAAUCCCGCGGUGCGAGCUCACGGAGAACACGAGAAGAUGCGAGAAGUUCCGUCGCGGGGAGGGCGCAUUGCGAGGGUUCUGUCGCCCGUGGGAGACGUGCGAUCGAGCUGUGAUCGUAGGAAGCGGGUGGAACCCUCAGGUGGGCCGAGACCAGCAGAGGGAGGCUGCGGUGAAGGCGUGGUACGGCAUGCUGCGGCGCUACGGCUUCAAACGGAGCAGCAUCAUGACGUUCUACGGCAGUGAUGGCGACAUCGACCUUGGAGAGUCCCCUGUAGAAGCGUACCCCGCCACCCACAAGCUGUCCAUCCGGAACUACAUCGUGAACACCUGCCGCCACCCCACCUGUGUGGAGACGCUAGUCAUCUACCUGAACAGUCCCGCUACUAACGACGGGCAGAUGCUACUCUGGGACAAAGAUGGCGACGGACAGGCCUCAAAGUCUGAGUCUUACAAGGUGUCAGAAUUUCUAGAGGACAUUGAGAACUGCUUGGCCCGACGAGUCCUCGUCUUCGUGGACCAAAGCUACUCGGGCUCCUUCGUCGACAAACUUCGGGCGUCCCGAAGACACACGAACGUUGCCGUGUUCGUCAGUAGCAAGGCGAACGAGUACUCGUGGAACACCGAGUUCACCAUGAGAUGGGUGAAUGCUUCUCAUACAGAAUGCGUCGGCAGGAUACACAAGUUCUCCCGUUACUGGAUAUCGUCACAAGUCGACAUGGCGGAGGGCGCCCCGGGAGUCGCCAACACUACCAUAUUUGGCGCUCCCUGUGACGUCAUACCGCCAUAUUCGGACCACGAGCUGAAGCAUGGCCGCGAGUGUACAGGAUCUCGCGAGACAUGGCGAGACAUGGCGAUAUUCAAAUUAUGA
Molecule: messenger RNA, 1841 nt
Organism: Branchiostoma belcheri (Belcher's lancelet)
Lineage: Eukaryota; Metazoa; Chordata; Leptocardii; Amphioxiformes; Branchiostomatidae
Exons: 6
Coding region: 300-1841 (513 amino acids)
Source: RefSeq, a predicted model, not a curated record